Mauremys mutica (yellowpond turtle) is the source of this 1759-nucleotide messenger RNA. RefSeq names its product VPS37A subunit of ESCRT-I (gene VPS37A). Bases 339 to 1400 code for a protein of 353 amino acids. The transcript has 12 exons. Lineage: Eukaryota; Metazoa; Chordata; Testudines; Geoemydidae. The record is from RefSeq and is a predicted model, not a curated record. Gene Ontology annotation, cellular component: ESCRT I complex. Gene Ontology annotation, biological process: ubiquitin-dependent protein catabolic process via the multivesicular body sorting pathway; protein targeting to membrane; protein targeting to vacuole.
CUGAUUCUGCUACGGGCUCCGUCUGCUUCUGAGCCCCAGAGCAGCCCCCGCCCCAGUGUUACUCGGCGCCGCCCCGGGGGUUGGCGAGUCCGGCGGUGCAGAGAGCCGUUCUGUGACUGUUAGCCCUGCGAAGUCCACCUGGGCCACGAGAGGCAAGCGUGGGGUUCCUUCUCCUGCAUCAUCGCCAGGGAUAGUGCUGGAUUCUCCCGGACGUGCAACCUCAUCUCCUUCCUUGCCUUUGCACAUCUGUAAAGGGUGGACCCUCCCUCCAAUUAUUCCUUAAGCGGUGCUGUUAACGACGCAGGGGACCAGCUGUGCCCUCCUUUAUUUUGGUCUUCAUGAAUAAAAACAUUGCCGAAAUACAGAAAGAUGUGGAAUAUAGGUUGCCAUUCACCAUAAACAACGUGACAAUUAAUAUUAACGUCUUGCUUCCUCCUCAGUUUCCUCAGGAAAAACCGGUGAUCAGUGUUUUCCCACCAAUAAGACAUCACUUAAUGGACAAACAAGGAGUGUAUGUGGCAUGUCCAUUAAUAAGCAAUUUCACAAUGCACUCUGACCUUGGAAAAAUUAUUCAGAGCUUACUGGAUGAGUUUUGGAAGAAUCCCCCAGUUUUGGUUCCUAGCUCAACAUCAUUUCCAUAUCUUUACAGUAAACCAGCUGGAAUGCCUCCUUAUACUCCUCAGGGUUUUCCGUUUCUUCCUCCAUACCCGCCACAAGAAACAAAUAGAUCUAUAGCUUCUGUGCCAGUUGCUGAAUCAGGUUACACUACAGACAAACCCGCUGCUCCGUCCUAUGGCUUGAUCACAGACCUGCCAUUACCUGUUCCAACAACAGAUGCACUAUUACAGGUGGGCCAGAAUGGUUUCACUUACAAGAUGCCUGAUGUUCCUGAUGCAUUUCCAGAGCUCUCAGAAUUAAGUAUACCACAGCUGACAGAUAUGAAUGAGCAAGAGGAUAUUUUGCUGGAACAGUUUGUGAAUCUGCCACAGCUGAAGCAAAUCAUAAUGGAUAAAGAUGACUUAGUGAAAAGCAUUGAAGAGUUAGCAAAAAAAAAUUUACUGUUGGAACCCAGUCUAGAGGCAAAAAGGCAAACAGUGCUGGAUAAAUAUGAACAGCUUACUCAGAUGAAAACCACCAUUGAAAAGAAGAUGCAAAGGCAGCAUGAGCUUAGUGAGAGUUGCAGUCCCAGUGCUUUGCAGGCCAGACUGAAAGUAGCUGCUCAUGAAGCCGAAGAGGAGUCUGACACUAUUGCAGAAGAUUUCUUGGAAGGAAAAAUGGAAAUAGAUGACUUUCUUAGUAGCUUCAUGGAAAAGAGAACAAUUUGCCACUGUAGAAGAGCCAAAGAGGAGAAACUUCAACAGGCAAUAACAAUGCACAGCCAAUUUCAUGCUCCACUAUAGACUUUCCUGCAAACUAGACCUGCCAAGAGAAGAGUGAACAAACCCAAUAAAGCACAUUUUCUAACACCUAUUUGCAAAUAAGCAUUUAAUCAUAAAUGGUUGUAUUUAUAGAACAGAUUGUAUACAGUGCUGAGACUGUUUUGUACAAAUUAGAACGACUCUUUAUAUUCUCAUUUUAUUCAAGAAAUCCUUCUAUUGCAAUCUUUGCACUAAUAUUUCUUGUAUUUAUUGUUGAUAGUCCUUACCAUAUUUAAGUUCCUGCUGCUAUCCUGCCAUUCUUUAGAGAUUAAAUAUCUAAAUGUGUAACUUUGGCUAGCUUUGUACAUUUUAUAAAACAUAAUCCAUACCUUUUUGUAUUU